CCCCUCCGUUCACCGACUCGCGCGACGCGUCAUGGGCUUCCCCCUCGCGGACGUCCUCGCGUCCGAGGACUCCGGCGUCGUCGAGGAGUUCCAGUGCAAGAUCUGCCAGGACCUCGUGGAGUACACCAAGUGCUCGCACACGAUUUGCGCGCACGUGUUCUGCGCGGGAUGCCUGCACGACUGGCUCGCGCGCUGCGGCGACCAGGACGUCCAGAACGACGCGGCGGCGCACGGCGUGAACCCGAACCCGCCGCGGUGCCCGACGUGCAACACCCCGCUCGCGAGCGACGACGUCUCGACGCUCAAAGACGCGUCCCCGCUCGCGUGGCGCCUCCUCGGACGCGUCCGCGUGCGAUGCCCGCUGCACGCGUCUGGAUGCGCGUGGCGCGGCGACCUCAGCGAGGUGUCGUCGCACCUCACGAACAGCGGGACGCACCUCGCGGGGCGGGACUACGCGCCGGAGAGCGGCAAGGCGAACGCGGAGGCGCUGAAAGACCAAGGGAACGCGAAGUUCCAGGCGAGGCAGUACCAGGAGGCGAUCCAGCUGUACUCGAAAGCCAUCUCCGCGGCGCCGGGCGUGGCGAGCUACUACGGCAACCGCGCCGCGGCGUGGCUGCACUGCGGCGCCGCGAAGGAGUGCGCGGACGACUGCCGCCGCGCGAUCGCGCUCGAUCCGGGGUACGUCAAGGGCUACCUCAGGCUCGCGAAGGCGCUGUGCGAGCAGUCCGACGUCGCCGCCGCGGAGGAGUCGCUGCGCGUCGCGUCGUUGAAGUGUCCGGGUAAGAAGGAGCUCGAGGAGGAGCACGCGCGCGUUCGAGCGCUCGCGGGCUACCUCGCGAGCGGCGCCGACGCGCUCGCGCGUGAGGAGUACGCCCUCGCGCUGGAGAUUUACGCCGCGGCGAUGGGCGCGACGCAGUGCGCGGCGGCGACGCUCGGCGCGGCGAGGGCGGAGACAGGGCUGGGUCGGUGCGAUCGCGCGCUGCGGCUGUCGCUGCAAGUCAUUCGCGCCGAGCCGAGCAACGUGCACGCGUACGCGGUGCGAGGGCACGCGCUCUGUCUCAAGACGGACUUCGAUCAGGGGAUGAAGCACCUGAAGGAGUCGCUGCGAUUGGAUCCGGAUCACCGAGAGGCUCAAUCGCUGCACCGGCGGAUGAAACGCGCGGGCGCCGCGCUCGAUCGCGGGAGGCAAGCCGCCGCGAAGCGCGACUUUACCACCGCGGUGGAGUCGUUCACGGACGCGCUCGCCGCCGCGGACGCGCCGGUUUCGUCGCCUUUGACGGCGGCGUCGCUCGCGGAGCGCGCCAACGCGCACCUGCGUCUGAAAGCCUACGACGACGCGUUGAGAGACUGCGGCGCCGCGAUCGAAUCGCAGGAGGACUACAAGCCCGCGUACUACACGAUGUCCACGGCGCUGUUGAACACGGGGCGACCGACGGAGGCGAAGGAAGUCCUCGAGAAGCUGCUCGAGAUGGACCCGGCGGACGAGACGACGCGGCGGCACCACGAGAAGGCUGCGUUCGAGGUGAAGAAGGCGGCGAGGCCGGACUACUACGCCAUCUUGGGCGUGUCGUCCGUCGCGUCCGUGCCGGAGAUCAAGCAGGCGUACAAGCAGCGCUGCAUGGAGUGGCACCCGGACAGGCACGCGAGCGGGACGGAGGAGGAGAGGGCCGCCGCGGAGAAGAAUUUCAAGUCGCUCGGCGAGGCGCUGGAGAUCAUGGACGAUCAGAUGAAACGCCAGCUGUACGACGAGGGGUACGACAAGGAGGCGAUCAACGAGCGCGUGGAGGCGGCGAAGCGGGCGGCGCACCGGGGCGGCGGCGGGGGGGGCUGCGGCGGCGGCGGAGGGUGCGGGUCGGGGCACUGCUAGCUAGCGAAUUAGUCUAGCUGCAGUAGCAGACGAAGCCACGAUUGAUUUUUUCAAAGUUCAUUCUUUACAAGAGC
Micromonas pusilla CCMP1545 is the source of this 1941-nucleotide messenger RNA. It is a transcript of the gene TOC64-2, whose product is annotated as chloroplast envelope protein translocase family. Gene Ontology annotation, molecular function: protein binding. The transcript has a single exon. Lineage: Eukaryota; Viridiplantae; Chlorophyta; Mamiellophyceae; Mamiellales; Mamiellaceae. Bases 32 to 1867 code for a protein of 611 amino acids. The record is from RefSeq and is a predicted model, not a curated record.